Messenger RNA from Rotaria sp. Silwood1, 960 nucleotides. NCBI's taxonomy places the organism in Eukaryota, Metazoa, Rotifera, Eurotatoria, Philodinida, Philodinidae. The record is from the annotation of a GenBank genome assembly.
AUGUCAAGAUGUGUCAAGCAAUUAGCGUGUCGAUUUCAUCCGGAAGUGGAAUUGAUUGAAGAUUAUCAUGCUGGUGACAUGAUUUGUGGUGAAUGCGGAUUGGUUGUUGGUGAUCGAAUGAUUGAUGUUAGUUCUGAAUGGCGUACAUUUUCUAAUGAUAGUGAAUCAAAAGAUAUGAGCCGUGUUGGAGCUGCAGAAAAUUUUCUAUUUGCUGGUAAUAAUCUUGAAACUAUUACGUCGAAAGGAACAGGUGCAGGUGCAGUUGAUGAAUUCGGUAAACAAAAAUAUAGCAAUGGUUCUCAGCAGAGUUCGUCUGCCGAUAAAGCCUUAAAAAAUGGUUAUGAUAGUAUUCGAGAAAUGGCUGGACGUAUUAGUUUAUCAAGUCGAAUUAUUAAUCGAGCAUGUUUAUUUUUUAAACAAUGUUAUGAAAAUCAAUGUGUACGCGGUCGCCCACAUAAUGCUAUUGCUGCAGCAUGUAUUUAUAUAGCUUGUCGACAAGAAGGUGCACAACGUACGAUUAAAGAAAUAUGUGCAAUAUCUGGAAAUACGUCAAAGAAAGAUAUUGGUCGAUGUUUUACACAUAUUGUUCGUAGUUUACCGAAUUCGAAUCGAAUUGAAUCAAUGGAAAUCAAAUAUUUGGUACCUCGUUUCUGUAAUCAACUUGAACUUGAACUUGAUCAAAAAAAUCUUAUUCGAAAAACAGCUGUUCAUAUUGCCGAACGUGCAAAAGAAGUUUGCGAUAUACAAAGUCGUGCGCCAGAUUCUAUUGCAGGUGCAUCAAUUUAUAUGGCUUGUGCUGCUGUUGGUGAGAAGAAACUGAUGAAAGAUAUUCAAGUUGCUGCUGGUGCAGUGGAAAGUACAAUACGACAAGUGUAUAAAAAAAUGUUACCAAAAGCUGCUGAAUUAUUUCCAUCUGAUUUUGUAUUCAAAGUUCUACCAGCUAAUUUACCACAAGCAUAG